AUGCGUGUGAUGGAAUUAAAUGAGGUGACGGACUCUGAGGACACAGUGACUGUCUUAGGUGAAGUAGUCCCUUCCAACAAUAUCCUGUCAGCAAACUUGCGACGAUCAAUGUAUAACAAGCGCAAACUUCAAGUGUCAGCUCAUAUAUCUGGGAAAAAGAUGCGCCAGGUGGGACCUUGUAAGAUGAAGUCGAUCGACGGCGGUGGCAACAUAAAACACACGCAGACCGCAAUGGCCGGUCUUCGCGCGUUGGACGGUACUGGCGAUAGGCAAUGGUCACUAGGUGAAGACGUGUCCGGAGUGGACAAUGACGAUAUAUUUCCCGGUUACUCAAUGGACAAGUUAUACUUUAUCGGCCAAAACAUGCACCGGCACGAUGAAGAAGUCGUGAUCCCGGGUAAAUCCAUCAAGAUCGGUGAUGUGAGAACCGUGUUCGAACAAAGGUCAUGGUUGACCGAUGAAGCAAUCUCCAACUACAUGCAGUUAAUAAUAGACCGGGAUCCCUGUAAUGUGUACGCUUUCGAUACGUACUUCUACACAAUACUAUCUUCUUGCGGUUACGAUGCUGUCAAUAAUAGAGAAUACAAAAAAGACAUCUUCAAUUAUGAUAGAGUCCUGAUACCAAUCUAUGAGAAAUAUCACUGGACCCUAGUGUGUAUUUAUUUCAAAGACAAAAUCAUUAAAUAUUACGACAGUGUAGGUGGGAAAAAUCUACAGUGUCUAAAAGUAGUUUUAGACUACUUGAAAAUGGAAAGCAGGAAAAAUAUUGGUAACGAAUUCAAUAGCGAUGAGUGGCAGUUAUUGCACGCUGAAGAUUGUCCGAAACAACUUAACGAUGACGAUUGCGGAGUUUUUACCUGUGCAAACGCGGAAUACUUGGCCAGAGGAGUGAAACUGACCUUCAACCAGAGCGAUAUACCAAUGCUCAGACAUAGAAUAUGUUAUGAAAUACUGACAAGUCGCUUAUUGUUCGGUCUAGAUGCCCCGGACCCACGGCUGAAAAUGUCUAAUAUCAAUAGAUAA
This is a messenger RNA of Sipha flava (yellow sugarcane aphid), 1023 nucleotides long. RefSeq names its product sentrin-specific protease 1-like. Lineage: Eukaryota; Metazoa; Arthropoda; Insecta; Hemiptera; Aphididae. The record is from RefSeq and is a predicted model, not a curated record. Gene Ontology annotation, molecular function: deSUMOylase activity. The coding region runs from base 1 to 1023 and encodes 340 amino acids. Gene Ontology annotation, cellular component: nucleus. The transcript is spliced from 3 exons. Gene Ontology annotation, biological process: protein desumoylation.